Molecule: messenger RNA, 2859 nt
Organism: Eimeria maxima
Lineage: Eukaryota; Apicomplexa; Conoidasida; Eucoccidiorida; Eimeriidae
Product: zinc finger (C3HC4 RING finger) protein, putative
Exons: 17
Cellular component (GO): HULC complex; nucleus
Molecular function (GO): metal ion binding; ubiquitin protein ligase activity
Source: RefSeq, a predicted model, not a curated record
CACCAGCAGCAGCACCAGCAGCAGCAGCAGCAACAACAACAGCAGCAGCAGCAACAGAACUUGCUGCUAAAGACCAGCCUACAGGCGCUGCUUCAGCGUCCAGGCUUGUGCCUCUUCGACAGCAGCGUGCCUGCGGGCGGUAGCAAGGGAAGCAGCAGCAGCAGCAGCAGCGGCGGCAGCAGCAGCAGCAGCAGCAAGAAUGCAGCGGAUUCGGACUACGAAGAUGAUGCUUUCUCUGCGUUGCUGCGCACCGGAUCUUCAUCUGGCGCAGCUUUACCGAACGGCACCAGCAGCAGCAGCAGCAACAACAGCAGCAGCAGCAGCAGCAGCGACUCAUCGGGCGAACUGCAGCAAUUAAAGCAGCGGCUGCUCGCUUGUAGGAAUUGGUCUACUGAGCUGGUGAGGCAGGUCUUGCUGCUGCUUAUCUCUCGCUCUGCAGCAGCAGCAGGCAGUGCAUGCAGCACAAAUGCUGCUAAUGCUGCAGCAGCAGCUGCAACAGCAGCAGCAGCUGCUGCUGCUGCCUCGGGAUCUGCUGCUGGAUCUAGUGCGUGCAGCAAGACCCCACCUGUUGCUCAGGGUGACAAGGAAGAGAGCAGCAGCAGGGCAGCAGCAGCAUCCGCUAGCUCUGCCUCACCGACUGAUGCUUCUGCGAACCCCGAAGCAGCAGCAGCAGCAGCAGCAGCAGCAGGUAUGUGCCCUAGAUGCCUGGCACUGCAGGCAGCUGUGCGGCGUCUGCGGGUGAGGGUUGGUAGUUGGAGGACAAAGGCUCGUUUGUUUGAGCAGCAGCAGCAGCAAGCAGCAACAGCAGCAGCAGCAGCAGAUCUUGAGGUAUCCCGACUCAAGAAGCAGCAAGUGAUGCUGCGUGCUGCAGCAGGGGCUCCUGCUGCUGCUGCGCUGCUAAAGGCAGCAAUUAGGGGCGAUGAGGUGUCUGACGAGGUUGAACCAACAGACACAGCAGCAACUCCGCAGCAGCAGCAGCAGCAGCAAGCAGGGGCAGAAGCAGGAGCAGCAACAGAUGCUGCUGAUGCAGCAAAAGGGGUUCCAGCUGCUGCUGCGUCUUCCGAUGCCUCUCGAGGCGACAAGCAGCAGCAGCAGCAGCAGCAGGAGGCGGCCAGCGAUGACGAGUCUGCUGCUGCUGCUGCAGUGUUACGUGUGCAGCUGCAGCAAAAGGAGCAGCAGGUGCAGCAGCUCCUAGAGGAGCAGCAGAAACUGCGUAAAGCAGCAGAUGCAGCAGCAGCACUCUCAACUCUUAGGCGCAUGCAAAUCAUGCGCAGCCCCCCCUUUAUUGAAUUGCAGCAGCUAUGCUCACAAAGAGACGCACAGCUGGCGGCGAAGACUGCUGAAGUGGAGGAGUUGCGUAGGGAGCUGCUUGAGGAGCAGACGAAGGCGGACACAGCGUUCGAGGAAUUGGCUAGGAAGCAGACGGAGGCGAGAGAACAAUUGUCUGAAAGACUUUCUUCCCUCUUAGAGGAAAAUCAUACGCUUAGGGCAGAAAAAGAUGCUGCAGUACAGGAAUUGCUGCUGCUAAAGGAGCAGCUUGCUGCUGCUAAGCAGCUGCAGCAGCAAUUUGAAUCUGCUGCUUCCUUGCGAGCACUGCAGCAAAUGCAGCUAAAGAUUCAAUUUGAUCAACUUAAGAACGCUAGCAAUCAAGUCUUAUUGAGGAAUGAGCGGCUCAAGGCAGAGAAGCAAAGAGUAAUCGAAGCCUUAAAGCUUUCUGUGGAUGCAGCAGCAGCACCAGGAGGAGCGGAGAGCGGAGCACCAACAGCAGCAGAAGCCGUAGCCGCAGAUGCAGCAGCAGCAAACGCAGCAGCAGGAGCAGGAGGCGACACAGCAACAGGAGGGGGAGGAGGAGCAGCAGCAGCGGGAGACAACCCAGGUGCAACAGCAGCAACAGCAGCAGCAGCAGCAAAAGACGAUCCCAGUGCAAAAGAUACUAACACAGCUGACGCUGCAGCGACGCCUGAAGACUCGAUGCUGCAAAUCGAGCUGCGGGCGUUGCAGAGGCGACUAAGCGAGCAGCAGGGCUUAGAAGCAGAAGUGUCUGAAUUGCGGCAGCAAUACUCGCAUGUGACGGAGGAGCUCGAAGAAGUAUCGAAGGCAUUUGAAGAGCGACAGACUCACUGCGAGAGUCUACUUAGACAACUAAGGGAAAGGGACGAGGCGGUGCAGCAGCAAAAGGCAGCAGCAGAAGCAGCACUGCAGCAGCAGCAGCUGCUGCAGCGCAUAGGCCGCCUGCAAGAACAGAAGCUGCAACUGGAGAAGCAGCACAUCGAUCAGCUAGCAACAAAGACGAGGGCAUUCUCUGAGGCACUGCAGCAGGCGCAACAUAGAGCAGCCGUGGCAGAUCAACAGCGCGAUGAAAUCGCGAGUUGUUUUGAGGCAUUGAGGACGGAGAGGGAAAAACUGUUUAAGACGAACGAUGAAAUGGCAAGAGAACUAGAGCUUCUAAGUGAGAAGAACAAAGCCUUUGAAGGAGUAAUAGAGCAACACCAAACAAAAGUGUUUUCCCUCGAGGCUUCAUUAAGAAAACAAACAGAGGCAAGAGCAGAGGCAGAUAAAAGAUUGCAAAAGCUUAAAGAAAGACAUGAAAAACAAGAACGAAAAAGACUCCUGGCUGCCUCUGAAGAUCCGUCCUUGGCUAUCAACAAUUUGCUGCAAGAGGAAAACGACACAAUGCGCCGGCGGCUCCUAUGUGGUGUUUGCACUGAACGUUUUAAGGAUCAUGUCCUCGUUAAGUGUGGCCAUAUGUUCUGCCAAGAGUGCAUAGAGAAGAACGUGAAGGCCCGUAACCGCAAAUGUCCUCAUUGCAAGACGCAAUUCGACCCAAAAGAUAUCCGCAGGGCUUAUCUUCAUAACUAA